AGGAAAUACCCUCUCUCAUGCCCACAUCUUCGACCGAAGAACGAGUAGUCUCCGAAUCCCGAAUUCCGACGCGUGGAUUCUCCCCUCCGCUAUCCCAACCCCCUUCGGCUCCUCUUUCUAAUCUCAGCAAUUUCAGUUUCUACCCAUCCAUCUCCUCAAUUUCUCUGUUAUCUCUAUCCCAAAUCGCCGAUUUCCCCUUUUCCGUUUAUUCUCUCAUCUCUUCCGCCGGAUCAACGAUCUACUACUGUUGAUUGAUCGAUCGCUCUCGAUAAGGUCAUUUCUGUUCUUUGAUUAAUCUAAAGUUUUCUAUUAAGAUAAGGGUUAGAAGAAAAAUAGGAGAAUCUAUCCAAUUUUUUGUUUUUUAUUUUUUAGGGUUUUAUGUUUUUUAAUUUAUUUAUUCGUUCUGGUUCUGAUCAAGAAACUCGGUGAAAUUCUUGGUGCUAUAUUUUUAACUGUUCAUCCAAAAUUGAGGGUUGUCUUGCAGGAUUUAGGGUUAGAUUAGGGUUUUUGUUGUUGUUUUCAUUGUGAAAAAAAAAUACUAUUUAGGAUUAGGGUUUGUAAUUUCUUUUCCUUUGGGUAGAGAGCUAUGACCCUGAAUUUUCCGCGUUGCACGGUUCUCCCUUUAAAUUCUUCUGAGGACAAUUUGGUUCCAUCGGUCUCGAUCGGGGAUAGGAGCGGGGAGGGCCUUGUUAAGCCGCGGUGCUUCAAUUGGGGAGUUGAGGAUUUGUAUGAUUUGGGUAGGGAUGGAGGCAACAGGGGAGGGGGUUCUUGUGAGCCUAUCGCCGCCGAUGAUAUCCUCGACCUGUUGCCGUCGGAUCCGUUUGGCAUGGAACUGAGUGCAACCUUCACGGCAAUCGCAGGCUGGAUUGAGGAUUUGGAGAUCGGGAGCCCCAGCGAGGAUAGGUUGGUUGCCGGAUUGAAUUUGUUCUGGAACCAAGCGAUGAUGUUUGAAUCUGAAGCCGCUGAUGUGGGUGUCGGUGGGGGAUUGGAUUUGAGCAGUAAAUUUGGUGGGAUGGUGGUCGAGGAGAAGGAAUUGGGAGAUGUUUCCCGCGACGGCGAGCUUGUAUCUGUUUGGGAUGUGGAGGAAUUUCUGAGUUUCGGCGAUGAAGAUCCAAACGCGGUUGGUUGUCGUCGGGCUGAAGAUUUAGCACACCAUGCCGAGAGUUGCUCUGAUGGAGGUGGGGGAGCUACACAUGAUGCUCUGAUGUUCGCGCUGAGUUAUUUGGGUGUGCGGGAUCUCCUCACCGCUGAAAGGGUUUGCAGAUCCAUGCGUUCAUCGGUUCAGAACGAUGCGCUCCUGUGGAGGAGAAUCCACAUAGAUCAGCCGUUGAGCAAGAGGAUUACUGAUGAUGCUCUUUUACAGUUGACUAGAAGGGCACAGGGUGGUUUACAAUACUUGAGUCUGGUGGAGUGUUCAUUGAUCACUGAUGAUGGUCUGAAGCGUGUUCUUGAAUCCAACCCGAAACUCACAAAGCUGAGUGUGCCUGGAUGUACAAGACUAAGUAUUGAAGGUCUUGUGAACAACUUGAAGGCUUUCAAGUCUGCAGGCAUUGGUGGGAUAAAAUGCCUACAGAUAGGUGGUCUUUAUGGUGUAACACAGAAGCACUUUGAAGAGCUGAAGUUCUUGUUAGAUGCAGACGAAAACAAGCAGCCUAAAGCUCACAAACAACGGUUUUACCACACAGGCAACAUGUCGCACUUGUGUGACAAUGAAUGCCAGGGCAUCGAUAUUGAGAUGUGCCCAAGAUGUCAGAACUUGAGGCUUGUCUAUGAUUGCCCGGCGGAAACCUGCCAAGGGGAGCAGCCCACCGCCCAACAGUGCCGGGGAUGCUCUUUUUGCAUCUCCCGGUGUGUCCAGUGUGGGAGAUGCAUCAACGACAGCGAGUACCAGGAGACAUUCUGUCUUGACUUGCUUUGUUCAGGCUGCUGGAAGCAGCUGCUCCAAUGGCAAGAAAAGUUGGAGGAGAGAGGUGCUGGCUCCAAGCAUACCAUUCUACACCAGGAGAUGAGGUAUCGCGUGUGUGUGUAUCAUCGUUAGAGAGUUUCUAUGUACUGUGUGCCUUUGGAUAAUGGAUGGAUAUCUGUGGAUUUGGCUGAAAUGAUCUGAGAAGUGGGGAAUAAAAGAUGGAUUUGGCUGUGGAAAUAUUCAGCUAGGGAGGAAGCCUCUGUCUAUUGGUUCUUGGGGUGGCUUUGAUUGCUGACUUGUUAGCUAUUGCUGAGUCUUCAGUCUUCACAUCAUGCUCGCCUGGUUUUUUCGAUAUUAUCGCUCAACCCAACCUUGCUAUUUGAAGGGGGAAAAAAAAAAAAGAGGAAAAAAAAAAAAAAACAGAAAAAAAAGGUUAAAAAAGAAAAAGAAAAAGAGCUUUAGAAGGUUAUCUAUCUGCAUGCUGGUUUGCGUGGGAAGUGGAACAAUCGUAUGUUAUGCAGUGGAAGAUUUGUGUGCUGGUCUAUGUUCAGCUCGGGAGGAAGCCUGUCUAUUGGUUCUUGGGUUGUCUUUGAUUGCUGGCUUUUUAGAUAUUGCUGCAGGCUUGAUGAGUCUUCACAUCAUGCUUGACUGGUUGUUUGGAUAUUUUGGGGUGGGGGUGUGGGGGUGCCUUUUAUAUCUGCAUGCUUGUUUGCACAGAAGCGGCUGAACGAUGGUAUGUAAUGAAGUGGAAGAUUUCUGUGUGCUGGUCUAUGUGAUGAUGGGGAAGCUUUGUGUUGGCUGGAUGAGCUGAAUUUCCUGGUCGAGGAAUUCUACCACUGUCUGCAUCUCUGAUAAAAAACCUGAAAAAGCAACAAGCUGCUGCUGGUGAAGGUGGGUUUGCUAUCUCAUUUCUCUGGAGAUGUUGCAAUACGGAUGCAAUGCUCAGGUAUCCGUUUAUGUUAUUGGCAGGGGCCAUAUGCUUUGUGUCAAAGAGAAAGCUACCACCAUUGCUGCACAUUUGCAGUGUCCCAUUUAUUUGAGGUUCUCUAACCAACAUUAGAAAUAAGUGUUAUUCAGUAGUAGUAGUAGGAUCUUCUUACUGCCACAUUAGAUUUAUGUUGUGAUGGAAUUUUGGUAUUGUGGCAAUUGCUUUGGGGGCACUGUGAUAAUAAUAUUCAGUUGUGAAAGUGAAAA
Messenger RNA from Magnolia sinica, 3100 nucleotides. Its product is annotated as F-box protein SKIP14-like. Gene Ontology annotation, cellular component: cytoplasm. The coding region runs from base 587 to 2038 and encodes 483 amino acids. Gene Ontology annotation, molecular function: protein binding. The record is from RefSeq and is a predicted model, not a curated record. The transcript is spliced from 2 exons. NCBI's taxonomy places the organism in Eukaryota, Viridiplantae, Streptophyta, Magnoliopsida, Magnoliales, Magnoliaceae.